AUGGAAAACACUGAGCUGAACUCAACGAAGGCGAAAGUCCUGGGCUACUUCGAAGCCAUCGAGACCAUCCGCACCAAACCUCUCUGCAACGCCCUCUGCGCAAACAUGCACACGGCCCCUCUACGCUGCACCGGCUGCGGCGCGGCCACGUACUGCUCCAAGCGGUGCCAGCGCGCCGACUGGCCGCUGCACAAGAAGCUGUGCGCCUCGUACCGCCCGUUCCUGGCCACCGCGACCAGCAACCAGCGCAAGGAGUUCAAGGCCGGCAUCCUGUUCCCCGCCGAGAGGGACUCGACCCCGCUCCUCGUCUGGAUCAGGUUCCGCUCCCGCUUCGGCAAGGAGGAGCAGUGUGCCAGCGCCGCUAUGAGGGGCGUCGCCCGCUCCGUCGCGCUCAGCCUCGAGCUCGUGCCCGACGUCGCGCCGCUGCUCGGCAUGGACGGGGCCGGUGGUGAUGCAAACGCCGUCAUCGCCAGGAGCAGCAGCAGCAGCAGCAGCGGUCUGGGCGCGGCGUUGUUCCAUGCCGUCCCCAGGACGGAGCUGUGCCUCGCGCGCUGGGGUGAUGUGGGCGGCCUACCCGCCAACGAGAGCAUCCUCGCCCUACUGGCUGCCGGUAUGUCGCUGCGGAAACAUGAUGAUCUUGGUGUGCCCGGCCCAGCCCCUGGUCUCGGCGAGGAUGGGCAGCGCAAUGCGGCUUACUUCCGCGGACCGGUGGUCGUGUACCGGCAGGCGAGCUAUGCAGACCAAGGGGGGGAGGAGUUGGCUGCGGCAGCCAGGAAUGGCAUCGGCGUCACGACGGUCCGGUUCGCCAUUGGUCAGGAGGCCGAGGACGUGACGCCGAUUGAUCUGCGGUGCGCGGUCGAGUCGAUGGCGGUAUGCCAGCGCACGAGGCCCGUCAUGGACUGUGUUCCCGUCUCCCCCGUCCCAGAGAAGAGGGCUCAGGGUGGUGACCACGGGCACGAGCAGCGCGAGGACAAGCAAGAAGGUGGAGCGGAGCAGAGCGUCAACAAGAGCAAGAGGAUGAUGAAGAAGCGCAACAGCCACAAGCAUGAGAGGGCUAGGCGGCCCGAGGAGAGGAUAUGGAGUGCUUGGCAGUCCAAGGAUAAGGGGGCUAGCAAGACGGAGGGAGAGACUGGUUGA
This is a messenger RNA of Pyricularia grisea, 1137 nucleotides long. RefSeq lists its product as uncharacterized. Lineage: Eukaryota; Fungi; Ascomycota; Sordariomycetes; Magnaporthales; Pyriculariaceae. The transcript has 2 exons. The record is from RefSeq and is a predicted model, not a curated record. Bases 1 to 1137 code for a protein of 378 amino acids.